Brassica napus (rape) is the source of this 1533-nucleotide messenger RNA. RefSeq lists its product as uncharacterized. The transcript is spliced from 7 exons. Lineage: Eukaryota; Viridiplantae; Streptophyta; Magnoliopsida; Brassicales; Brassicaceae. The record is from RefSeq and is a predicted model, not a curated record. The coding region runs from base 638 to 1051 and encodes 137 amino acids.
AUGGAUUGAUACGGGCUUAUAUAUGCGUUUUAGCUUUUAAGCCUUUUGUGUGGAUAAAAAGACUAGCCGGCCAGCCCAGUAGAAUUCGACGCAAUGCCGUCAACCCUAUCUCUUCUCUUCCUCCUCCAUGGCUGCUUCAGCUUCAUCCCUCGCUCUCUCCACCUUCUCCAUCUCCAAACCUGCCUCCACUUCCAUCCUACCUCUUCCCUCUCCUUCGAACUCAACUCCCAAUCCAUUUCCCUCUCCAUCUUCGCUUCAUCUGCCGCGUCUCGCUUCGUCCGCAACGUCGCGGUUACAGACGACUUCAACGUAGAAGAAGAAGGGAACAUUUUCUCCGAUGAGGCUCCGCAGCAGGAGCAAUCCUUCUCUGCUGACCUUAAACUCUUCGUCGGUAACCUUCCCUUUAAGUCAAUAGUGCUCAGCUCGCUCAGCUCUUCGAAAGCGCCGGAAACGUUGAGAUGGUUGAGGUGAUCUAUGACAAAGUGACAUGACGAAGCAGGGGUUUCGGGUUCGUGACUAUCUCUUCUGUGUCUGAAGUUAAGGCAGCUGCUCAGCAAUUCAAUGGCUAUACAUCAUAGGGGCUGUACGAGACAUCAACAUUACUUUUAAUGAUCAGACUUGGACAGCUCAACACAUUAUGAUUAACAGUUCUACAACUGUUUCUCUAAGUGUUUUUGAUGCACAAGCGGACCAGCUAAAACAAAAUAUCUUGGCCAUCGGUGUGGCAAAGGUGAUCGUCGCAACCAGCAUUAACCCCAAGUUUGUUGGAGGUAACAUUCGGUGUGGCAAAGGUCGACUAUACCUGGAUGCUACUUCUGGGAUCCAUUUUUACUUUGACCAUGAGGUGGCCGCAAGCCAGAGACUAUUUCAAGAGUUGUAUUCAAAACCCGAGAAGGACACUACCAGUGCGAAGCAGUACCAUGGUGUAAAGAAGCUCGAAAAGGUUUCACUAGGAGAGUUGAACAACUAUGUUCUGGAGUCACCCCCACAAGCCCUUGAGUUUCUAUGCAAAGCCAAGAUCGCAUCACUGGAAACUACAAACGGAUGGUGAUCUCCUGUGCUAAAUGCUCCAAGAAGCUCCAGCGAGGGAACUCUUCAUUCACAUGCCCUACAUGUUUUAAUGCCAGUGUUGUUGGAGUUGUCAGGUUCGGUUCACAUAUCUAUAUUAAACUUGCUCAUUAAAAACAGCCUUUUGUUAUUUGUGCCAACUAUUUGGAAAAAAAAAACACAAUCGCAAGGUAUCGUGUUGAGCUGCUGGUGGAGGCGGGUGAUGAUAAAUCUCUCUUUGUAGCAUUCGACUCAGCUAUGACUAAGCUGACAGGAAUCAGGGCUGCAGAAGUUGUGAUGGAGGUGAUUGAAGCUUCAAGUUAUGUACAAGCUCCAUCAAUUUGACAUAUCUUGAUUAAAACAAAACACAAAAUUGUAGAUUGGAUUAGUGAAAGUUUUAUCUUCACUUACCAUUGUUCCUUAGAUUUCUUAUACUAACUUUUUGUUUUUCAUAUAAAAGAAAGCUGAGAUCUCGCAUUUUAUGAA